CCGAGAUAGGCCAAUUCCCGUCGGCGUGUUCGUUUGGUUUGAACGAUUUGCGAGGAUCCGCUACGAAGCACCAGAGAAGAGCGGCCCCGUGUUGAUAUUUCAACCUACAAAUCAAUAUUGAUGGAGUGGCAGCCAGAUGAGCAGGGACUUCAGCAGGUCCUCCAACUCCUCAAGGACUCACAGUCACCCAACACAGCCACACAGAGAGCUGUCCAACAAAAACUUGAACAACUCAACCAAUUCCCUGACUUCAACAACUAUCUCAUAUUUGUCCUCACACGACUGAAAACUGAAGAUGAGCCGACUCGUUCUCUGAGCGGUCUGAUCUUGAAGAACAAUGUGAAGGCCCACUACCAGAACUUUCCCCCGACCGUGGCCGACUUUAUCAAGCAGGAAUGUCUCAACAACAUUGGCGACCCCUCGCCCCUCAUCCGUGCCACCAUUGGAAUCCUGAUAACAACCAUUGCCUCCAAGGGGGAGCUGCAGACAUGGCCCGAGCUGCUGCCCCAGCUCUGCAACCUGCUCAACUCAGAGGACUACAACACCUGCGAGGGCUCGUUUGGAGCGCUGCAGAAGAUCUGUGAGGACUCGUCUGAGCUGCUGGACAGUGAUGCUCUCAACAGACCACUCAACAUCAUGAUCCCAAAGUUCCUCCAGUUCUUCAAGCACUGCAGCCCCAAGAUCAGGUCCCAUGCCAUUGCUUGUGUGAACCAGUUCAUCAUUGGCAGAGCCCAGGCCCUGAUGGACAACAUUGACACCUUCAUAGAGAGUCUGUUUGCGCUGGCAGCAGAUGACGACUCCGAGGUCAGGAAGAACGUGUGCCGGGCUCUUGUCAUGUUGCUGGAAGUCCGCAUUGACCGCCUCAUCCCCCACAUGCACAGCAUCAUCCAGUACAUGCUGCAGCGGACUCAGGACCCCGAUGAGAACGUGGCUCUGGAGGCCUGCGAGUUCUGGUUGACCCUGGCAGAGCAACCCAUUUGCAAGGAGGUGCUGUCCGGACAUCUGGUGCAACUGAUUCCUAUCCUGGUAAAUGGGAUGAAGUAUUCAGAGAUUGACAUCAUACUACUGAAGGGUGAUGUGGAGGAGGACGAGGCAGUGCCAGACAGCGAUCAGGACAUCAAGCCCCGGUUCCAUAAGUCGCGCACUGUCACCCUCCAACACGAGGGUGGAGAGGGCGAGGAGGGUGAGGACAUAGAAGAAGAUGACGAUGAUGAUGACGACACUCUGUCUGACUGGAAUCUGCGAAAGUGUUCGGCGGCAGCAUUGGAUGUCCUGGCCAACGUGUUUCGUGAUGAGCUACUGCCCCACCUCCUGCCACUGCUGAAAGGCCUGCUCUUCCACCCUGACUGGGUUAUCAAGGAGUCUGGCAUCCUGGUCCUGGGAGCUAUCGCUGAGGGCUGCAUGCAGGGCAUGGUGCCCUACCUGCCGGAGCUAAUCCCCCACCUCAUCCAGUGUCUGUGUGACAAGAAGGCCCUGGUGCGCUCCAUUGCCUGCUGGACCCUGAGUCGCUAUGCACACUGGGUGGUCUCCCAGCCCCCCGACUCCCACCUCAAGCCUCUUAUGACCGAGCUUCUUAAACGCAUCCUGGACAGCAACAAGAGGGUGCAGGAAGCUGCCUGCAGUGCGUUUGCCACCCUGGAGGAGGAGGCGUGUACAGAGCUGGUGCCCUACUUGAGCUUCAUCCUGGACACGUUGGUUUUUGCCUUUGGGAAGUACCAGCAUAAGAAUCUGCUCAUCCUGUAUGAUGCCAUAGGAACUCUGGCAGACUCAGUGGGGCACCACCUCAACCAGCCUGAGUACAUUCAGAAGUUGAUGCCCCCACUCAUUGCCAAGUGGAAUGAGCUGAAGGAUGAAGACAAGGAUCUCUUCCCAUUGCUGGAGUGCCUGUCGUCAGUCGCCACAGCCCUGCAGAGUGGGUUCCUGCCUUAUUGUGAGCCUGUCUACCAGCGCUGUGUCACCCUAGUCCAGAAGACACUAGCUCAGGCUAUGAUGUACAACCAGCACCCGGACCAGUAUGAGGCCCCUGACAAAGAUUUUAUGAUUGUGGCCCUGGACCUACUGAGUGGACUGGCUGAGGGUUUGGGGGGCCAUGUGGAGCAGCUGGUGGCUCGAUCCAACAUCAUGACCCUGCUUUUCCAGUGCAUGCAGGAUAGUAUGCCUGAGGUGAGGCAAAGUUCCUUUGCUCUGCUGGGUGAUCUAACCAAGGCCUGCUUCCCUCAUGUUAAGCCCUGUAUCGCUGAGUUCAUGCCCAUCCUGGGUCUCAACCUGAACCCAGAGUUCAUCUCGGUGUGUAACAAUGCCACCUGGGCCAUAGGAGAGAUCUCCAUGCAGAUGGGUGCAGAAAUGCAGCCCUAUGUGAGCAUGGUUCUGCCCCACCUGGUGGAGAUCAUCAACAGACCCAACACCCCCAAAACCCUGCUGGAAAACACAGCCAUUACUAUUGGCAGACUGGGUUACGUCUGUCCCCAGGAGGUGGCGCCACAGCUGCAGCAGUUCAUCAGACCAUGGUGUACAUCAUUGAGGAAUAUCCGAGAUAAUGAGGAAAAGGAUUCAGCGUUCCGGGGAAUCUGCAUGAUGAUCGGAGUCAACCCCGGAGGAGUGGUGCAGGACUUCAUCUUCUUCUGUGAUGCUGUUGCUUCCUGGGUCAACCCCAAGGAUGAUCUGAGAGACAUGUUUUAUAAGAUCCUUCACGGCUUCAAGGACCAGGUAGGAGAGGAGAACUGGCAGCAGUUCUCUGAGCAGUUCCCUCCUCUGUUGAAGGAGCGCCUAUCGGCCUGCUACGGGGUUUAGCCCAACCUCCCCACGGUCCACACAGGACACAGACCUGUUAGGUUAAUCUAGGGGAGGGUUACUGGGGAACUCAUCCAUCUGUGUAAUUGCACUGCCCAGAUCGUGGGGAGAAAGAAGAGAGGAAGGGACGCGACUGGCCUUGACCCUCCACUCUGUGGAUUGGCCCCCUUUCCCCCGCGCCCUGUGUGUCUCUGAGAGGGUGGGUGGGAGGAGGGUGGUGGGUUUGGGAGGGUAAACUGGGGAUAUUACAUAUACCUCUUGGAUUAAAUGCCUCACUAAAUCCGACACACUCAAAAAAUGACUUUUCGCCAACACCACAGGGAUCUUAGGUUAGGUGUAGGCAAAAGGGGCUAGCUUUGGCCUCCCCCUCCUGUGAUUGAUAAUUCUAUUGAGAUAGAUGAAAGCUGGGAGCGGGGUGGCAGAUAGGUACAUUUAAAGAAAUUAUCUGAACCAGCAUAGGGUGCCACAGUUAACAAUGCCGCAGUGCACAUAGUAAGUAGAAUGGCACACAUAAAUAGACUUGUUGAAACAAGGCAGCUCUCUGCCCUGACGGAGUGGUCCUGUACACAGGAAAAAAAGUCACAUUAGGUCUGUUGUUCCUUCUCGAGUUUUACCACCACAGUACCUGCUCCUUUCUUUCAAGACUCAUUACCUUGUAAUGCUGAAUCUGCAAUUUGUCAUUUUACUUGCUGAAAUAAGGGAAUGAGAGAGUUAUUGCAUGGCAUAUGAUCACCUCCUGUUAAGUGGCGCAUGUUUGAGUGAAUGUCUGUCCUGUUGCUCAUUUAUUUACAACUUGAUUACCUACGAUGGCAGGAGGAGGCUGCCAUAAUUUGAAGCUGUCAGAUGCUUGGGUCUUUUGCCCUCCCAUUCAAUACAGAUUGUGCGAUCAGUCCCCAUUUGUCCCCAUAGAUAAAAAAUGGAGGUUGUGUGUUAAGAUCCACUAUAGGUAGAUUAAUACAGGGUUCAGCUUAUAUCUGAUUGUUAGGAGAAUCACUCACCACAACAAGAAUUCAAAUACUGUAGGUGAGGUGAGAAUUCAUUUGCUGCUGCUGCUUCGUUGUUUUAGAGUCUUUACGAAAUGGACGUAAAGAGAGCGGUAAGGCAUCGGUAAGAGCCUAAAGUUAUAUGAAUUGGUUCUUUUCGAUAUAAAUGCACUUUCCUUUUUGUAAGAAAUUUAGAAUCUCGCUCGUAAGGCGCUCAGUAAUAAUAAUAUACCGAUCUUGAGGUAUAGUGUUUUUCGAUUAAGUGAUUUUAGGACUGUUAAUGGCUUGCUAAAGUAAGCGUAAUGAUGAUAUUGUUAAGCAAUGGUAAAAUGAGUAGGUAAGAGGCCUCUGUAUAUCGGGUUAGUUUUAUAAUGUAGCUCCUCCUAAAAUGGAUUAAUAGGAUUCAAGGGGAGGGGGGGACGUCUGAAUUUCAGUAUUUUGGAUCCAUGCCCCAGUGUACCUGCCAAUCCAGUGCUAGGGAAUGUCCCAUGCUUUCUGUUUGUAGAAUGACAGCUUUGUGAGGUGUGGAGAUGGCUAUUAAAACUUGACUGUUUCAGCUAUCAAGGUGUCUUUUUAAGGGACCGUGUUUUCUAUGUGCUGGCCCAUUAACUACACUGUAUGGAUACUUCACGUUACCUCUGGUCAUUUCCCAAUGCAUAACAAACUUUUAGAUUUUUUAAAAAUAUUUUCAGUUUCCCUGUAUUUUUUUUUUUUUUUUUUACCAUCAAACAUUCAGGUGAUCGACUUACCUUGAAUUUCUCUGCUGCUCCGGUUAACAUUCAUGCCUGGGUUUAGAAGUCAUGAAAGAUGGAAUUUAGUGCAUAUAUCCGCUUCUUGGGAGAAUUGUAUGUUCUCUUGUGUGGGCAUCUCUGCAUGGACGGCAUUUCUGUGUCCAACAGGGAGGACUGGUGCAUUCACAUUCUAUAUGAUAACUUGGAACAGUGAAGACAGUCGUCAUAUCUUGUUAUUUUAAAAACGCGGAGAAACCAAAUCAGCAUUAUUUGGCAGCUGACUCCGACGUUCCAGCUGUUGAGUUUCCCAGCAGCAUGUGAACAUACCAAAAGACAUGUAGCCUUUGCAUAAUACUGCACAACCAUAAAGUAACUUGGACGAAAAUAAACCUGGGCACGAUGUUCACUGUGAUAGAUUACUUAUCUGUAGCAAGUUCCAAGUCUUUGCAAGCUGAUUUUCAUACUGCAAACAUCUAAAGUAUAGCAGGCUGUAGAAGAUGGCUGGUAGUAAAGUAUACAUGCAUCAUAGUAAAUGGGCUAAAACAAGCAAAAACACCUAGAUGGUCCUUUUUAAUGGUCAUGAACAACAUUGCAUGCUUUUCAAUGAGUGUUGCUUCGUUUUUUUGAGUAUCAUCUUACAGAUUCCCUUUGUGGGAUCUGCCUUUAAAGAGCUUUGUCAACGGCAAUGCAGCUCGCUGCUGGACAAAUAGAGAACCUUUCCAGCUUACGAUCAAAGCAGUGCCUGUUGCUGCCGUUUGCCAUAUUUACACCCGUUGAUACUGUGCAGGAUAUGCCUGGGAAUACACUGAUUCUUAAUCCUAAUAGUUGUCCCCUGACACUGGUUAAGCAUAUGUGAGGGAGUGGUGUUCUGUAUCCAGCUUUAUCUUUUUGUCAUUGUCCACAGUGGACUGUUAUGUUGUCAUGAAAGUGUGUUUGGAUGUUUACUUGUCUGUGUUUUACUGUAAGGGUGUGUAUGCGAGUGCUGCUUAGACUUAAUUUUGCACCAGCUCUAGCCCAAGGUAAUGUCCUAGGCAUAGCCCCGUUAUGCUUAGCCCUGUGGCCACUUGGAGUAUCAACAUUUGCUUGCCAGUUACCAUCUCAUUUUAACUACCAGACGAGCCAUAGGUUGCUCAGAGCUCCUGAGAUGUUAGGCUUGGAGUAACGGAAAAUACCAAAAUCUGCUUUGCCUACUCACAUCUCUGAGAAGGCAUUGAUGUGGCUUUUUUUUUUUUUUU
Messenger RNA from Myripristis murdjan (pinecone soldierfish), 5739 nucleotides. RefSeq names its product transportin-2. Gene Ontology annotation, biological process: protein import into nucleus. Gene Ontology annotation, molecular function: small GTPase binding. The transcript has 25 exons. The record is from RefSeq and is a predicted model, not a curated record. The coding region runs from base 121 to 2790 and encodes 889 amino acids. Lineage: Eukaryota; Metazoa; Chordata; Actinopteri; Holocentriformes; Holocentridae.